This is a messenger RNA of Prunus armeniaca (apricot), 768 nucleotides long. The record is from the annotation of a GenBank genome assembly. Lineage: Eukaryota; Viridiplantae; Streptophyta; Magnoliopsida; Rosales; Rosaceae.
AUGUCUAAAUGGAGGAAGGCCGAUGAUAAAGAAUUAAUUGCGAAACAAGACCAGUUUCAGGCGGUGGAGGAGGCCUUCAACGAGUCCUUCGCUAAGCUUAGAGCUGAGCAUAAAAUUGUUGUGGGGAAUGAGGAUGAUGCGGCUGACUUAUGCAAUUUGGAGGAAUGCCUACUGAGACUACAGAGCCGGAUAGAUGUUCCCUAUGACAGUUUAGUCCCUGAGCAUCAGAGUGUUCUGUGGACCCCGGACCAAAUCGCCGCCCGAGUCUCCGAGCUCGCCGCCCAGAUCUCCGCCGACCACUCCCCUCUCUCCGAGCCCCUCGUCCUCGUCGGCGUCGCCACCGGUGCUUUUCUCUUCCUCGCCGACUUGGCCAGGAGCCUCCGCCUCCCCGUCACCGUCGAUUUUAUCCGCGCCGAAUCCUACGGCUCCGGGACCGUCUCCAAUGGGUCCCCCAGGAUUUCCUCCGACUUGAAGCUCGACGUAUCCGGCCGCCACGUGGUCCUGGUUGAGGACAUCGUGGAUUCGGGAAGCACAAUUGCCUGCUUGAUUGCACACUUGGAAGCGAAAGGUGCUUCCUCUGUGUCAGUCUGCGCUUUCCUUGAUAAACCAUCUAGACGAAAGGUUCAUUUUCAGCUCCUUAGCAAGGGAAAAUUCUACCGAGGUUUCGAGUGUCCAGAUUACUUUGUUGUGGGCUAUGGAAUGGACUUUGCUGAACUUUACAGGAACUUGCCUUAUGUUGGUGUUUUGAAGCCUGAGCAUUAUAAAUGA